This is a messenger RNA of Prorocentrum cordatum, 172 nucleotides long. The record is from the annotation of a GenBank genome assembly. NCBI's taxonomy places the organism in Eukaryota, Dinophyceae, Prorocentrales, Prorocentraceae.
GUGGCGUGACAAGUGUGGCGGCUACAUUUCGGCACCGCAGUGGCAGCCGCAGGAGUCCCAGGAGACCCGCGUGGAGACGCCGCCGCGGGCACCCAUCAAGAAGUUUGAGACUAAUGAGGGCAGCUAUAAGGUCGACAUCGACCUCCAAGCCCUACGCGAUUUUAAGGACCAG